Messenger RNA from Notolabrus celidotus (New Zealand spotty), 1699 nucleotides. It is a transcript of the gene hacd3, whose product is annotated as 3-hydroxyacyl-CoA dehydratase 3. NCBI's taxonomy places the organism in Eukaryota, Metazoa, Chordata, Actinopteri, Labriformes, Labridae. The transcript has 11 exons. Gene Ontology annotation, biological process: sphingolipid biosynthetic process; fatty acid elongation; very long-chain fatty acid biosynthetic process. The record is from RefSeq and is a predicted model, not a curated record. Gene Ontology annotation, molecular function: 3-hydroxyacyl-CoA dehydratase activity. Gene Ontology annotation, cellular component: endoplasmic reticulum membrane. The coding region runs from base 161 to 1231 and encodes 356 amino acids.
ACGAGCACGUAGCUACGCUGACAGAUGGUGAGGGCGCAUGUCCGCAGAAUAUUCUCAGUAUGUGCCUUUAGCAGGAUUAGCAUGAAGCAGAGAGGCUGGAUUCAGGAUCUGCCGAAUGGGAUGAUUUGAUGAAACAAGGCUGUGUAUAAGAAACGGUGAAAUGCCACUGACUCCCCUCGUUUACUGGGCUCAGCGCCACGAGGAAAUCUACCUGCGUGUGGAGCUGACAGACGCUCGGAAUACCUAUGUCCAUGUCGAUGAAAAAGUGCUUCAGUUCAGAGCUCAGGGCCACGGUGCAAAAGGACAAAAUGAAUAUGAGUUCAGCUUGGAGUUUCAUUUACCAAUAAAGCCAGAGGUGAGCCACAGGUCCACCCAGCGACAGGUGAAUAUUACAGUGCAAAAAGAGCAGCGAGGCUGGUGGGAAAGACUGACAGUGCAGGAGCGCAAACCAGUCUUUCUGGCACCUGACUUUGACCGCUGGCUGGACGAGUCAGACGCUGAGAUGGAGAUCCGGGAAAAGGAGGAGAAGAGGAACAGGCUGAAGGCUUCCAGACAUAAAGAGGAGGGGUUUGUCAGCCUAAAAACAGCAUUCUUGUUCAUGUACAACCUUGUGCAGUUUCUUGGCUUUUCAUGGAUCUUUGUCAACAUGACAGUGCGACUCUUUAUCUUUGGCCGAGAUUCUCUCUAUGACACAUUUCACACCAUAUCGGAUGUAAUGUUCUUCUGCCAGAUCCUUGCAGCAGUAGAGGUCUUGAACGCAGCUUUUGGAGUAGUCCGGACAGGUGUUAUUCCAACUCUAAUACAGGUGGUCGGGCGGAACUUUAUCCUCUUCAUCAUUUUUGGUAGUUUGGAGGAAAUGCACAAUCAGCCAGUGGUGUUCUUUGUUUUCUAUCUGUGGAGCGCUAUUGAGAUCUUUAGGUAUCCAUUUUACAUGCUGGGCUGUUUCAACACAGAGUGGAAAACUCUGACAUGGCUGCGCUACACCAUCUGGAUUCCACUGUACCCCUUAGGUGUCAUAGCUGAAGCUGUUGCUGUGGUACAAGCCAUUCCUAUCUUUGAUGAGACUAAACUCCUCAGGAUUCCUCUUCCAAAAGCCAUCGGGACCUCAGUUAGCUUCUCGUACUUCCUCUACGUUUAUCUUGUUCUCAUGUUUCUGGGGCUCUUUAUCAACUUCCGCCAUCUCUACAAACAGAGGAAGAAGCGUUUCCGUACCAAGAGAAAAGCACAUUGAGAUUCAGCCUCAACGACAUUUCUCAAACACCUUUGCUGCCUGCUUAUUCCUGGAGAAAUUUUUGAAACUGUCCUCAUUCACCACGUUCCCAUUCAGUCAGUUCGAGUUUUUGUUAAGAAAUGGACGAAAAUCUAAAUUAUGGUGUAAUGUUUCAUCAGUGCAGUACUGUCAGCUGACAUGUGAUUGAGUUCUCGUAGAUGUAAGUCAGUAGUUUUGUUGAGGAGUGAGGACCUUUAGAAAGCCUAUCCAGAUCCUGUGUUGUAGUUGUUCUUAUCCUGGAAGUUGUUUUGGCUGUUUGGAUUACAAACUGUGCUGUUGUCGUUUGAUAGUCAGUAAUUUGUGUACGAAUGAAAAAAAUGACAACUUUCUUUACACCUAUUGUAUUUCAUUGUUCCACAAACCUCAAGGAAAUUUGUACUGGACAUUAUGUGUUCCCUAAGCUCUAAAAAAAAUGUUGGAAGAAUUUAA